Cuculus canorus (common cuckoo) is the source of this 5249-nucleotide messenger RNA. It is a transcript of the gene ARIH2, whose product is annotated as ariadne RBR E3 ubiquitin protein ligase 2. The transcript has 15 exons. Gene Ontology annotation, molecular function: zinc ion binding; ubiquitin conjugating enzyme binding; ubiquitin protein ligase activity. The record is from RefSeq and is a predicted model, not a curated record. NCBI's taxonomy places the organism in Eukaryota, Metazoa, Chordata, Aves, Cuculiformes, Cuculidae. Bases 228 to 1700 code for a protein of 490 amino acids. Gene Ontology annotation, biological process: protein polyubiquitination; ubiquitin-dependent protein catabolic process; positive regulation of proteasomal ubiquitin-dependent protein catabolic process. Gene Ontology annotation, cellular component: ubiquitin ligase complex; cytoplasm.
CGGCUCCGGUCCCGCCCGACGGAAGUGACGUCAGGCGGAGGCCGGUGCUUCCGGCGCACGGGCAGUGGUGGCCCGGCAGGAGGAGCCCGGGGCGCCGCUCCCUGCCUCCCCCGCGCUCCGCGGCGCCCGGAAGCAGAGCUCAGAUGAAAUCAAAAGAACGAUAAAGUUUGGAGGAGAAAAAGAAGCUGCAAUUGCUUUCCUGGUCUGCAGUUUGACAGGGCACUAAGAUGUCCGUGGACAUGAACAGCCAGGGCUCUGACAGCAAUGAAGAGGAUUAUGACCCUAAUUGCGAGGAGGAGGAAGAGGAUGAGGAUCCUGGGGAUAUUGAGGAUUAUUAUGAUGGGGUAGCUAACGACGUGGAGCAGCAGGGAGCAGAUGCCUUUGAUCCAGAGGAAUAUCAGUUCACCUGCCUGACUUACAAGGAGUCGGAGAGCACACUGAAUGAACACAUGGCCAGCUUGGCUGCCACGUUAAAGGUAUCACACGCUGUUGCAAAGCUAGUAUUAGUUAGUUUCCACUGGCAAAUCUCAGAGAUUUUGGAAAGGCACAAGUCUAAUGCUGCCCAAUUGCUAGUAGAAGCACGAGUUCAGCCCACCUCAUCCAAACAUGCAAUGGUACAUUCCUCCCAUCACUGCGCAGUGUGCAUGCAGUUUGUCCGGAAGGAGAACUUGCUCUCUCUGGCUUGUCAGCACCAGUUCUGUCGCAGCUGUUGGGAGCAGCAUUGUACAGUGCUCGUCAAGGAUGGUGUUGGAGUCGGGGUCUCCUGCAUGGCUCAGGACUGCCUACUUCGGACACCAGAAGACUUCGUGUUUCCAUUGCUGCCUAGUGAAGAGCUGAAAGACAAAUACAGGCGCUACCUCUUCAGGGACUAUGUGGAGAGCCAUUAUCAGCUGCAGCUAUGUCCUGGUGCAGAUUGCCCUAUGGUCAUACAGGUACAGGAGCCAAAAGCCCGGCGAGUGCAGUGCAAUCGUUGCAAUGAGGUCUUCUGCUUUAAGUGUCGGCAGAUGUACCACGCACCCACAGACUGUGCUACCAUUCGGAAAUGGCUCACCAAAUGUGCAGAUGACUCCGAGACAGCCAACUACAUCAGCGCUCACACUAAAGAUUGUCCCAAGUGCAAUAUCUGUAUUGAAAAGAAUGGAGGCUGCAAUCACAUGCAAUGCUCCAAGUGCAAGCAUGACUUCUGCUGGAUGUGUCUGGGAGACUGGAAGACUCACGGCAGCGAGUACUACGAAUGCAGUCGGUACAAAGAGAAUCCUGAUAUUGUAAACCAGAGUCAGCAAGCACAGGCCAGGGAGGCCCUUAAGAAGUACUUGUUCUAUUUUGAGAGGUGGGAAAAUCACAAUAAAAGCCUACAGCUGGAGGCACAAACGUACCAACGAAUCCAGGAGAAAAUCCAAGAGAGAGUUAUGAACAACUUGGGAACGUGGAUAGACUGGCAAUACCUACAAAAUGCUGCAAAACUGCUUGCAAAGUGUCGUUACACCCUGCAGUACACAUAUCCAUAUGCCUACUACAUGGAGUCUGGUCCCAGAAAGAAAUUGUUUGAAUAUCAGCAGGCUCAGCUGGAAGCUGAAAUUGAAAAUCUCUCAUGGAAGGUGGAGCGAGCAGACAGCUAUGACAGAGGGGACUUAGAGAAUCAGAUGCACAUAGCAGAGCAGAGACGGAGGACCCUGCUGAAAGACUUCCAUGACACAUAAGACAGGAGGAAGUGACAAAAUGCAGGGGUGAGAGCAGCGAGUGAAGUGAUGGCAGCUUCACCGGGAUAAGCAGGCACUGCCUCUGGGAGAACAUGGCCAAGGACAAAGCCACCCCUCCCCUUGCAAGUCAGACACAUGCAAACACCACAUCUUAGUCCAGUUUGUUCUCUUAUCUUUCUGUUUCUGCCAGGCUAGAGGCCAGAGUUCAGAUUGGCGUAUUUCCUGGGACAUUUCCCUCCUGACCGUGUUGGUUUCAGAAGGGGAGGGAGUUUUUCUCUGAAAGGCUGUUAAUAGUAUUAGAUCAUUACAAUUUAUGUAAUUUUCAACGGUUGUACAAUUAUACAGACAAACCUUAGAAUAACACACAACCCUUUUUGAAAAUAAAUUGGCAGUGGAGUGUUUUUCCUUAAUCUGCUUGUAAAUUUAAUGGGCUUUUCCCCCCUCCCCCUCCCUUCCUCUGACCCCAAAAUCCUCCUGGGCACUGAAGGAGGUUACAAAAUAUCUCAAGGAGGUUUCUCCAUGCUCCUUUAAGAGAGCAUUGUAGCAUUGGCAUUGCAGGAGGAGAGUGGCUGGUAUUAAGAGUGGCUGCUGCUGCGUCUGACCGCAGUGGCCGCGGUUUAGGAUGAUGACAUGUGACAUCUCUUUCCUUGUAAAUCAGCUGUGCAAAAUCCUGCUGCACAAACAAAAGCAAAUGGAGGAAUUGUAGGGGAGAGACCAGGUUAAACUGGGGGAUAGGCCUUGAGUCAGGUCACAUUCUACAUUUGAUUCUACAUUUGAUUUAGGUCUUCCAUGUAGAUUUUUGCUUUACUCAUUUUUGUGGGGAGGGUGUUGUAUUGCCAAAGUGAGUGACGAGGGAGUAGUAGCAUACAGUUGUUAAUCAAGGCUUGGGAGUUUUGCAGAGUGAAACAAUCCAUGUUAUAACAGUGCCAUGCAGCCUGGUAAAGAUUAUUUGUGCCUGCUGGGUAACAUGGCUGAGAAAAUUAGAUUCCAUGCAUCAAGGUGAGACUAAACACCAGUGUAUUAUGUGGAGGAAGGAUGAUGUGUAACACACUCCCUGGCACGUGUUGGCAAUGUGGACAGGCACUUGAAUACAGGUGCACUGCUUGUGCAGUGCCUGCACCAAGCCAGGCAGAAAAUUAACUAGCAAAAUUAAUUUAUUUGUAUAUUAGUAUUGAUACUGGUGGAGACUUAUCAGAAAAAAUGAUUGUUAGGAGCAUGUGGAGCUUUUUUAUUAACAUUCUUUUUUCUAAUGUAAAAUAUACACUAAAAUAAAAAUAUGAAAACCUAGUUCAUCUUAGUAGGGGUAACGUGAAAAAGGUUACUUAAGUGUUGAUGCUUGCCUGUUUGCUGCAGGGAGCAGGCCACAUGUUAAGAUUUCACAGGCAUGAAUGUCACGGGCACCAGGAACACAUUAUUUGCAGCCAGUAAGCUGGAGCUGAAGUCUGAUCUGAGGAAAUCUUCGCCUUUGCAGGGAAUUCAUGGGAUUCUCCUUCAUGCUGUGUGUGGAAGUGUUGCCUUUGAUGCAUCCCUGUAUUGCUCUUACACAAUGUUACCUGGUAAAGAUUAAAUUGGAGGAGGGGGGUAAAGUGCUCAAUUCCUGCAUGUCAACAGAAGCUAACUCUGCUGUUGGAGCCCUUUUUACAUACCUGCAACACGUGAGCAGAGUGUUCAACUGGGCUGAUGGAUUUUAACAAGACAGCAUCAGUUUAAAAGAGGAGUGGCUGUCAGAGGAGCUAAUCCUGUGGCCACGCGUGUCGUACACAGCAGAACAUUUUGAACCAAGAGGCCUUUUUCCCUCCUCCUUCCCAUCGCUGGUGUGGGGUGUAUCCUCAGGGAACCGGGGAAUACGCUGCCAGGAGCUGCUGGCAGUGGAAAGGGGGUUACAGCAGAAGUGGCUGAGGGUGGAGCAGGGCUGCAGACAGCGGGGUAGGGGCAAGGAAGGACGAAACAAUGGUUUCUGGGAGCAAGUGCUGCUUGCUGCGCAAGAGACCUCCAUAACCACGGCUCCUGUGUUCCUGCUCUGUCCUGUUCUGUCUCUCCAGGCUAGAGUGAUAGGGAUAGAUAGGUCCUUGCCACAGCCAUUGCCUCUUGAUUUUAUUCCCUCCUCUGCUCCCUGCAGCAGACUCAUGAGAUAUUCCAGGCUCAGCCUCUUCCUUCCCCUCCCCUUCCCAAAUGAUUGUCAAAGUCUGGGACGCUAAACCCAGGGGAAGGGGUGGCGUGGGAGAAGGCUUGCUGAGACCCAGCAGUUUGCAGUGCAUAGAGCCAAUGUUUAAACUGUUCUUUCAAAAUGUAAUGUGCAAAGUACUAAUCAGGAUAAAAGCUGGUGUUCUCUUUGUCUAAAUGUAACUAUCGUAGCACCUAAUCUCUUUGCAGAACAGGUACAUGGAGUUCCCUAAUCCCAAAGAGCCCUCACUUCUGUUACAUAAUUGUUCAGCUUUGAGCAAGAUGAGAAUAGGGUUUUGUCUUUCUCCCUCCCUGCCUCCCUCCUCCCCUCCCUCUCUCAUGCUCCCACAAAAUGUUUUGCUAUGAAUCCUUGUUUGUAGACAAGCCAGACCUUAGAGCACUGAACAGGCUGCUGGGCAACAGUAACAAAUACUGCACAGCGCAUCCCCAAAUUCUUUCAAAUUUUCUGAAACCAGAGCUUUGUCAGCAGUUCUGGGGUUUUUUUGUUAAAAAAAAAAAAAAAAAAGGCCACCCUUUUUGAAGAUAGGGAAAGACCUGGUUUGCACGCACAGAUUUCUGUACUCUGGGAAAACAACAAGAUUGCCUCGUGCAGCCCAGGCUGGGGGACGCCUGUCCUGGUGUCAGACAGAAAACCGUAGGCUCCAAGACCUGCAGAGCACCAGGACUGUUGGCUUUUCACAUCAAGUGACUGAAGCUGCUUGAGAGGGAGGUGACAGGGGGGAAACAGAGUUCUUGAUGCCAAAAGACAAGGCCAGUUUUUUCCCCUGUGAUAGAUACACAGCCCUGUUGAGGUUACAAGUGUAUGUGAAUAGAAAGUGGCUCAGGAGCUGUUAAUUCGGAGGUGCAAGUUUCCCUUUGGUGCGUUACUGCUACAGAUGUGGAAUGUUUGCUCUCUUUUUGUUUCUUUUUGCACUCAUUUCCAGUUCCCGCGCCAGCCUGACACCUCUCCAUCCUUCACCCGAUACUCUGAUUUCAGCUUCGCUUGUGUUAGUGCGUUGGCUGCUCACCUCUAACAGUCCUCAGGCUUCCCAGAUUGUAACACAAAGAAUUUUCUACUGAUCCCAUAAACUGCAUGACUGCCGCUCCGCGCGCCGCCGGCGCCCUGGGAUGGGGCAGCAGGAGGUUUCUGUACCAUAGCCUUGCACUCUGAAUUUUAGACUUUUUAAGCGGGUGGAAAAAAAAAAAAUAGAACUUUAUUUUUAAAUGAGGCACUUGCUCUGGGAAUUCCUUCCCUGCCCCCGCCCGGCUCGGGCCGCGCAGAGCUGGGGCGAACCCCGACACGGGCCGGGGCGCCGCUUCGCCGUGCCUGCAGAGGGGCGGGGGCCGCCCGGGAGGCGGUUUCCCAGCGGGCGCCCCCGGGUUAUU